This is a messenger RNA of Sorghum bicolor (sorghum), 1324 nucleotides long. Its product is annotated as histone H3. The transcript is spliced from 6 exons. Gene Ontology annotation, molecular function: DNA binding; structural constituent of chromatin; protein heterodimerization activity. NCBI's taxonomy places the organism in Eukaryota, Viridiplantae, Streptophyta, Magnoliopsida, Poales, Poaceae. Bases 505 to 921 code for a protein of 138 amino acids. Gene Ontology annotation, cellular component: nucleosome. The record is from RefSeq and is a predicted model, not a curated record.
CUCGUCCGCACUCCGCAGCGGUCUUCUUCCUCCGUCUGAGACUGCGCUCGCACAAAAACCAGAGCUGCAGAGGUCGACCAUGGCUGCCAGGUCUGGGCGCGUCGGGAGAGGGGACGGGGUCUCGCCGGAGGAGAGGCCGCCAUACCUCGCCAUGUUGGUGGAUCCUCCCCUGCCCCUCCUUGCCCUCACCCGCCAAGGCUUCCGACCCCGCCCACGGCUCGCAAUCGCACCCUCGACGAAGUUCCUGCUGGGGUCGACGCCGCCCACCCCUGCCGGAGCCGCGGCCGCCCACUCCUGCCGAAGAUCUCAGAUGCGAGGUAGAAAAAAAGGAACCGACCUGAGUCCGUCGUGCGUCUCUCGCGUACGUGCCUAUAUAAAUAGCGCCCCCUUCCCCCCGGCAAAUUACAUCACGGGCUCACGAGGCUGAAGAGGGACCUAUAGCUCUACGACUACAAGGGCAUCAUCAGUAGCGUAGCAGUUGCUAGCAGACACCAUCUGUGAGAGAUGGCUCGUACUAAGUGCACGGCGCGUAAGUCGACUGGGGGAAAGGCACCAAGGAAGCAACUCGUUCGAAAUAUCUUUGCUGCUGCUCGCAAGACGCCAAUGACCGGAGGAGUGAAGAAACCUCGCCGUUACCGCCCUGGAACCGUAGCUCUUCGUGAAAUCCGCAAGUAUCAGAAGGGCGCCGAGCUGCUCAUCAGGAAGAUGCCCUUCCAGAGGGUCGUCAGGGAGAUUGCCCAGCUUCACAAGAGUGACCUGCGUUUCCAGAGCCAUGCGAUCCUUGCUCUGCAGGAGGCAGCAGAGGCCUAUCUCGUGGGUCUCUUCGAGGACACCAACCUGUGUGCCAUCCAUGCCAAGCGGGUCACCAUCAUGCCCAAAGAUGUUCAUCUGGCUACCAGGAUCCGUGGCGAGAGGCACUAAUCGUAUCGCGUCGUGAAUAAGUGGAGGCGCCGACAAUCUGCUGGCUGCUGCAUACUAGUAGUAGUUCAUUUGGGAAUUCCUGGUCUGGACUUUGUCGGGAAGCAAGUGUUACCUUAAGUUCGAGUCAAAAAUUCUACAUGUCGAAUAACUAGCCAGACAGCCAGUUAGUGGGUAGCCUCCUCCGCUAGGUUUUCUUUUGCUGGUGUAAGACACAAGUUCUACGUAACUGAAGUUAUGUCAGACACAUUUUUCUGCUUGUUUACCUGGCUGUUAUUUUUUUUUUUACGUAACUGCAGAUAUAUCAGUCACAAGUUUCUACUUGCUUUCCCGGAUGUUGAAUUUCUUUUGACCAAGUCGUGAUACAAGAAACAAUGUAUAGGCAAGGCCAGCUUUUGGAUCCAAA